Molecule: messenger RNA, 2031 nt
Organism: Penicillium samsonianum
Lineage: Eukaryota; Fungi; Ascomycota; Eurotiomycetes; Eurotiales; Aspergillaceae
Product: asparagine synthetase B family protein
Exons: 5
Coding region: 1-2031 (676 amino acids)
Cellular component (GO): cytosol
Molecular function (GO): asparagine synthase (glutamine-hydrolyzing) activity
Source: RefSeq, a predicted model, not a curated record
AUGUGUGGACUGACUGCAUUUUUGGCAAGCCAUCAGCAAGAUGGCCAGGGUGAUAGCAUGGAAGAUUCCGCAGAGAGCACCAUUGAUGCUAGUUUGGACCUCGUUAAGCAUCGUGGCCCAGAUGCGCGCGGCAAGUGGCUGAGUCCGGAUCGUCGAGUUGGCCUGGGGCAUGUUCGUCUUUCUAUCAUAGAUCUAAGUCCAAAAGGGAAUCAACCAUUCCACGACCCGGUUAGCGACAUCCACGCUGUCGUAAACGGGGAGCUAUACGAACAUGAAAAGUACCGAGCUCAACUAUCUCAGCACUAUCAGUUCCAAGGGCAUAGUGAUUGUGAGAUUGUAAUUGCCCUUUACAAAGUCCACGGGAUCUCCUUCGUCUCGCAUCUUCGGGGAGAGUUCGCAAUUGUGCUCUGGGACCAGAAAAGGCAACUUUUCUUCAGUGCCCGCGAUCGAUAUGGAAUCAAGUCACUCUAUUAUACCUUUUGGAACAACAAACUUCUGGUGGCCACAGAAAUGAAAUCAUUUUUACCUUUUGGGUGGAAGCCUAAAUGGUGUGUGCAGUCGCUGAGAGAUAAGUCGUUCUUUUUUCACUCACGAACCAUCUUCGAAGACGUCUAUGCUGUCAAGCCCGGUCAUUACUUAAUAAGCAAAGGCUACGGGAUGGUGGAGGAGAAGGUUUAUUGGGAUCUUGAUUACCAAGACAAGAACAUAGCCGAAGUAAGAUCAGAGGAAGAGCUCAUACAUGGCGUUCGAGAACGGCUCCUUGACGCGGUCCGUCUCCGAAUGCAAGCAGAUGUUCCGAUGGGAGUUUUUUUGAGUGGUGGAAUAGACUCCUCUGCAAUCGCUGGGAUGAUAGUUUAUCUAACCAAGCAGGGUUUUGAUGCUGGUAAUGAUAAUUCAAGAGACGUAUCUAAGCUCAAAUGCUAUACGACUCAGUUUGAUAAGAACAGUGGGGAGGAUGAGUCGGGCAAACGUACGGCUAAGUUCCUUGGUGUGGAAUUCCACCCUGUUGUCAUGGAUGAAGCAGCCAUGGCCUCAAGGAUGGCCGAUGCAGUCUGGCACAGUGAAGCAGCUAUGCCGGACACAAAUGGAUGUGCAAUGUUGGCCAUGGCAGAAAUGGCCCAUUCCCAUGGCGUUAAAGUCGUGCUUACCGGGGAGGGAUCAGAUGAACAUUUUGGCGGAUAUCCAGAUCUUUUUGUUGACAACCUUCGGGAGCCUGAUCCUUCAUGGCCGUCAUCAUCUUUCUCUGAUAAAGAGAGACUUCGACUACUUGACUCCCAUACGGCCAACCAGAACGAUAUCACGGGAAAGGCUAAUCAAAAUACCCUGGAGGCGACUGACAUACAAAUGCAAUCUCCCACUCGUCGGAUGCUCAAUAAUAUAACUAUGGCGGAUAAGCUUUCCAGAAUGUGUCAGGCUCCAUUAUCCCCUUGGGUGAAAUGUCUCUCUCCUAUUAGUACCACUGAAACGGAAUUCGCCGAGGGACUGGAUGGGGUGACUCGCCAUAAGAUUGCAACCAAGUGGCAUCCUCUGCACAGCUCGGAAUACGUUUGGACCAAAUCCAUGUUGAAUGCGUACAUUCUGCGAUAUUGUGGAGAUAAUGUCCACAUGCUGUACCAGGUGGAAAGCCGACCAGCCUUUCUUGAUCAUCACCUGACGGAAUAUGCCAAUUCAAUACCGCCCAGUCUGAAAAUCAAGUAUUCGCACGAGAGCGGAAAACACGUGGAGAAAUACAUUCUGCGAGAGGCAGUUCGCCCAUUUGUCACCGAUGAAAUCUACCGCCAGCAAAAGAAGCCGUUCCUAGGCCCACGGCUCUAUGCUUUAAACGGUCCGAUGCAUCGAUUCGUUGUUGGACAAGUCACUAAAGAUAAGGUAGCCCAGCUGGGCUUCAUCGACUGGCCCGAGACCCAGAUAAUGAUGAGGAAGGCGUUCGAGGAAGGAGGAGAUCCCUACGCGAUCAAGCAAGUGAUAUUAGUAGCGCAGUUUGUUAUCCUGGCUCAGAAAUUUGGGGUUGAAACUAGUCGUCUGUCUUGA